AUGGAGAGUCAGUUUCGUGCUCUCGACAGUGAGAUUGAGGCUCAACCCCUUCCUGCUCCGUACGAUAAAUGGCGGUCCCUUAUCACUUGCAACGAUUGUUCGGCAAAACAGAAUGUUCCUUUCCACUUUCUGGGACUGAAAUGCGACAAUUGUAAAUCGUAUAAUACAAGUCAAUUCGAACAAUCCGGCCUGAAAAUAUGGCUGGUGAUGUUGAUAGAGACAACAACAACACAUCGCCAGCCGUACCCUCCCGCACCGUUAAGGACAAUUUCCUCGAAUUCACUAGCAACAGCACAGCUACUGAAUUCACCGCCACGCUUGGCGCGGGCCGAAGCCGGGCCCACAGAUGGAGAGGCGGCAAUUCUAAAUGCAAACCGAGCGCUUGCAGCAGCCGAGGAGGCGAUUGGUGUUACGUUGGAUAUGGGAGACGAGGACUUGAUAGUCGAUGAUGGUUGGGAGACGAAUAGUGAUGCGGUUUCGGACCUGGAAGUGGACGACGAAGACGAGUUUAAGACAGAAGCGGGUGAAGAUGAAGAGGACGAUGAAGAUGAAGACGACCCAAUCCAGCUUAUUGGGCACCCAUAA
This is a messenger RNA of Morchella sextelata, 585 nucleotides long. RefSeq lists its product as uncharacterized. Gene Ontology annotation, cellular component: nucleus. The record is from RefSeq and is a predicted model, not a curated record. Gene Ontology annotation, molecular function: ubiquitin protein ligase activity. Lineage: Eukaryota; Fungi; Ascomycota; Pezizomycetes; Pezizales; Morchellaceae. The coding region runs from base 1 to 585 and encodes 194 amino acids. Gene Ontology annotation, biological process: ubiquitin-dependent protein catabolic process; protein ubiquitination. The transcript has a single exon.